UCUACACAUUAUAAGAGUAUAGUGGCGAUGUAAAUUUGUUUGUUGUGGUAAUAAUAGUGGCUGAUAUGUCUCUCAAUCAGAGGGAAUUUCAGCUAAAAAGGAGUAUCGGAGGCUGCUAUGAUCUCCCACGAUUCUUUUGUGUGUGCUGCUUUCUUUCUUCUUCUAACUGCAGAAACAAUCCUACUAAAUGAGAGGGGCCCACCGUACUGUGUGUGUCCAUCUCUAUCAGCUAAAGCCGCUAACUCCUCUCUUGCAGGAGGUAUUUUGCCAACCCACAAUAAUGAGGAUUUCUUAUUAAUAAUUUCAUUGUAAUUCUGUAUUGUGUGGAGAGCAUUUGAAUAGUCAGAUCUGAAGAAUAUUUCUCAAAAAAUGAAUUUAUUAAAGAAGAAAAAGGUAGAACACAUGAAGAAGCAUAAAAUUUUAAUUGUUGUCUAAGAUUACUAUUCUAAUUAACAAAUAACCCGCCUUAAUUUUCUGCAGAAUAGAUAGAACUGUUGUAUUAGAAGAAAAACACUUCUAUCUAAAACUGGACAGUCUAAAUUUUUUGAAUUUGUGAAGUACAACAGUUGUGGAAACAAGUGGAAUUUUAUAUAUUUAUUAUAUAAUACAAGGGUAAAAUUCUGUAACAUUCAUGAAUAUGAAAGUUGGUAAAUGACAAUAUUCUGAAGAUUUAUUAAAUGGAAAAUAAUGAAAUUAUAAAUUAUCUGUAUAGGAGCAGUGAUCUAAAAAAAUAUCAAGUAUAGAUGAUAAAAUGCAUCAAUUGCUAUGUGUCAUUACAAAAAUCAAUGAAUAAUCCAGAUAUAUUUUACUAACAAAUUGUAGUUUUAGUGCACGUCUGCCUAAUCUUUGAUACAUUCUGUUUUUACUAUAUUUUCUUUGUUUAGAAGCAGUAUAUUUAUGUAAAGUGUUCAUCAAAAAGUCAUGAAGUACCAUUAGUAAAAUCACAAAAUAGACAAAAUGCAAUUUUAGAACAGGUUUUAGUGAAAAAUUAAUUUUAUAGCAUAUAUAAAAAAAUUAUUUUGAUUUACAAAUGUAAAGCAGAAGAACUGUUUAAAUGCUUAGUGUUGAUUUGAAAGAAUUAACCUGAAAGCAGUGGCUGAAGUGCAAAUAUUUCUAGAUUCUAAAAAAUUAAAGCAUUUUAAUUAAAGCUAUUGACAUAAACUGAAUUUCAUUAGAUUCAAUGAAUUACAUUCCACAAUUUUGAUGCAACUAUUUUUCUUUUGUAAUAGACAUAUCUGAAAGUGAUAUAUUUUAAAGUUAAAUUUAAUAUGGUAUGCUUAUGAUUGUAAUAUUUUUUCUCAAUGAGACAUGAAAUUAGAAAUGUUAUUUAUUAUCAAUGUAAUAUAGAUCAAAAGUCUGUUGAAUCAGAUUUGUUUUACCAUGAACAAAACUAAAAGUAACAAAAAGGAUCCAUCCUAACAAAACCCCCAUCAUUCAACUGAUGGAAUCAGAAGAUCUGUAUCGCUUCUGGACGGCUGUAUAUGAUUAUGAAGCCUCCGGAGAUGAUGAAUUAUCUCUUCGCCGAGGUGAGAAGGUUGAGGUUCUCUCAAAAGAUUCCAAAAUCUCAGGAGAUGAGGGCUGGUGGACUGGGAAAAUUGGAGAUAAAGUUGGAAUUUUCCCCAGUAAUUUUGUAUCCCAGCGAGAUGUAAAUCAGCCCUUUGAAAUACCUUUUUCUGAGUUAGAAUUAGAAGAAGUAAUUGGUGUAGGUGGUUUUGGGAAAGUCUAUCGAGGGUUCUGGAGAGGUGAAGAAGUUGCAGUCAAAGCUGCACGUCAAGAUCCAGAUGAAGAUAUUAGUGUUACUGCAGAGAAUGUACGUCAGGAGGCAAAGCUAUUUUGGUUGCUAGAUCAUCCUAAUAUUGUCACAUUGAAAGGCGUAUGCUUGGAAGAGCCAAAUUUGUGUCUUGUGAUGGAGUUUGCUCGAGGUGGGCCACUAAAUCGGGUCCUUUCUGGUAAAAAGAUACCUCCAGAUGUUCUUGUAAAUUGGGCUAUUCAGAUUGCCAGGGGAAUGAAUUAUCUUCAUUAUGAAGCACCUGUGUCUCUAAUACAUCGAGAUUUAAAAUCCAGUAAUGUAUUGCUAAGUGAACCUCUGGAAAAUGGAGACUUGAGAAACAAGACCCUGAAAAUAACAGAUUUUGGAUUGGCGAGAGAAGUGUAUAAAACAACUCGCAUGUCAGCAGCUGGGACUUAUGCAUGGAUGGCACCUGAAGUUAUCAAGUCAUCUACUUUUUCCAAAGCCAGUGAUGUUUGGAGUUAUGGUGUUGUCCUUUGGGAAUUGUUAACAGGAGAGACUCCUUAUAAAGGUAUUGAUGCUCUAGCUGUUGCUUAUGGAGUUGCAGUUAAUAAACUGACAUUGCCCAUUCCUUCUACAUGUCCUGCUCCAUUUUCUACUCUUAUGGAAGCCUGUUGGCAUCCUGAUCCCCAUGACCGACCAACAUUUGUGGAUAUUCUUCGACAACUAAUGGAAAUUGCUCAUUCUCCUUUUAUGAAUACCCCUCAAGAAUCUUUCCACACCUUGCAGGAAGAUUGGAAACAUGAGAUUGCUGAUAUGUUUCAUGAACUUAGAUGUAAAGAAAAAGAAUUGCGUUGCCGGGAAGAAGAAUUGACCAAGGCUCUUCUACAGCAAAAAAUCCAAGAGGAAUUUUUGCGUAAGAGAGAGCAGGAAUUGGCUGAAAGAGAAAUAGAUCUUCUGGAAAGAGAACUUAACAUCAUGAUUCUGCAGCAGCAGCAAGGAAGGCCCACACCUAAAAAGAGAAAAGGAAAGUUCAGGAAAAGUCGACUCAAGCUGCUCAAAUCUGGAGGACAGAUAAGCAUGCCUUCUGACUUUCGGCACAACAUCACUGUGCAGCCCUCUCCUACCAUGCGCCCAGAAAUAGCGAGCUUGCGCAUGCCUGCUAGUCCCGAGAGCCCUCCGGCUUCCCCCAAUCUACCUCGUCUUAGAGCUUAUGCAUUACCAGUGGAUGGUGUAAAGGGCAAGACGUGGGGCCCAUCAACUGUUCACCAGAAGGAGCGGGGGCACUCCAGAAGGCUUCUCAUCGAGGGUAACAAGCGAUGGUCCAAGAGUGCCCCCAACCUGGAAAAAUCUCAGAGAGGAGCUUAUUCGGCUGGGUAUUUUGGAACAUUACCUGAAUGUGGUUCAGAGGAAUGGCACCUGGAGAGUUUGCCUACACCCAGAUACCAUACCUUAUCAAAUGGUGACAGCCUCAAGCGAAACACACACUUCCUGCACCUUUCUUUGUACAAUAUGGCUGCCAUUGCAGCCAGCAUAGCAGCGGGUUUUGACAUUCGGUUAGCAACGCAGACUACUGUCCACCCUAAGCUUUCUUCCAUGUGGUCUGAAGAUGAGGAGGAAGAUAAGAGGUGGUGGUACCAAGAACAAGGUUCCCCUUUGUAUCUGGGUUCCGAGUAUGAGUUCAGCUCUCCUUCUGGCUACCCUCACAAUACUUAUCAUGGCCAGACUAUCCACCACAGGCCAGGGUUGCACUUUGAUUUCAUCUCCUCCUCGCCUCACCACAAUCCCAGUAUCAGUUCUGGAGGUUCAUACACACCCCAUGCCCACAGCCCUUGCAGGAAAUCAUCUUCUGCUUCAAAUGAAAGUGAGCAUCCAGCCACCAGCUCUAGCUCUGGCCUUGGGCCAUCUCCACUAGGAAUUUCAUCAGUGUUUGAGCGCAUGUCCUAUCUGGAAGGACACAACACUCCUCCUCCACAUUUCCCUGAUCGACCACCAGAUGUCUCCUAUCACUACUAUCAGGAGUACAGAGGUGCAGGUGCUGAGUCUGUGUGCUAUGUGGAAAAAGUCUACACAGACCAGACUCGCCCUGAUGUUUAUAUUGUGGAGCGACUAUAUCCUGAGUCUGUGAGUCCUCCAGAUGGGUUCCAUCCAUAUGAAAAUCCUGGGACAGCUUCCCCAAGGACGCCUCAGCGGAUCAUCUACACCCACCGACGGACAUCGUCAAAUAUUUCUGACACGUCCACCGAUAAGCGGUCUGAUGAUCAUGAGUUGUUGACUGUCUCUCACUCUUUACCUCCUCAAACUAUAGAACCUUACACAACAACGACAGUUAUCACCUCGUUGCCUGGCACACCCAGGCGAAAAAUGGAUGGGAGUCUUUUUGAGCCAUCUAUUAGUUACCGUCUGACUCAUCCAAAAAUCAGAUCACGUCUGGAUUCAACAAAUGGGGAAGACAGCCCAUUUGAAAACUCGGGGACACCUCUUCAUGCCACUUAUGGCCAUCGAAGGACACCUUCAGAGGAUCGGCAGUCAGAGACUGAUCACGAUUCACUGACUGUUUCUCAUUCACUAUCAAUUGAACCUUAUACAACAAUCAUCACUUCCCUUCCGAGUACUCCCAGACGGAAAAAUGAUGGACCUUCAUUUGAUCGCUUGACCUAUUCUAAGGUGAGACCUCGAUUCGAUGGAACGAUGUCUCCUUCCCGUGGUUCUAAUGGGAUGGGAGAAGAAAGUUUGAACCGGGUUAGAUUUAGCAUUGAUGAAGGAGAAGAAACAAAUCGCCAGACAGUCAAUAAAGCUAUUGGAACCGAUGAUUUGGUGCAAAGUUCAACAGACUCAGUAGAUUUGGACUCUUUGCAACAGAAUUCUUCAGUAAGGUAGUGUAGAAUUCUUGUUGCAUUUUUGCUCUAUGUAAUAAUGUUUCACAUUCCAGUGAAAUCUCAAGAAAUAUGAAACUGGUUAACUUACAAAAAUUCUUCCGCAAAAUAGAAUAACUAAUGGCUCUCAAAAACAUGGAAUUUAGUAGGAAAAAAUGAUAGCUUUUCUUAUUGAACAGGUACAGUCAUCUCAUAUCGACAUUUAGUGAAUAAAGUUUUUCUGUUCUAUGUAUAUACUGAUCCAAAAAAAGAAUAUUAAUGUACUUGUGCUGAUAUUGUUGAAAACUACUGGCUUUAAACAAAUUUGUAUUUUUUUCUCCAUAAUUGGACUUUAAAAUGAGGGUCCUUGGAAAAGUGAGAAUCAAUUUAUUAAUACAUUAAUUCAAUGCAUAUUAACCAUUUAAAAUUUUUAAGAAAUAGUUAUUAUUUUUCUAAUUUUCUUACUUUAUUUGUUAAUAUUUAUUUGCUACCUUAAGCACACAUUCCUAUUCUUUGAAAUUGUCUCUGGUAGAGUUUAAUAAUUGUCUUCUGAAGUUUCAUAUUUUUUAAAAACCAGUUUCUUUGCUAAUAUGUCUAGUAACUUUUAAGUUUUUAAAAAGAUAUAGAUGGCAUAUGGUUUUCAUAAAUUUAAAAUCACUAUGUAUGAAACAAAAGUUAAUCUGAUUUGUAUUUUACUGUUGCUAACUCUUUUCGAAUUUUUUUUCUUUGAUUUUACAUUUUCAGUGGCAUUUAAGUAAAGACAUUUAUGGCACUGCUAAAGCUUGCCCAUACAAUUCCUGUCGAAUUUAACUUAGCACUGCCAAAUUAUGCAUAUUUCUAUCAUUUACAUUUUGGCCUUUUUUUUUUCAGUUAAUUUUGAAAAUUUAAUAAUUAAAAAAUAAGGCCAUUUACUUGUAUUUUUAUUUGAAAGUUUUUCAUUUCAAAAUAAGAAUUAAUUUAAAA
Messenger RNA from Argiope bruennichi, 5547 nucleotides. RefSeq names its product mitogen-activated protein kinase kinase kinase 11-like. The coding region runs from base 1442 to 4609 and encodes 1055 amino acids. Gene Ontology annotation, biological process: protein phosphorylation. NCBI's taxonomy places the organism in Eukaryota, Metazoa, Arthropoda, Arachnida, Araneae, Araneidae. Gene Ontology annotation, molecular function: ATP binding; protein binding; JUN kinase kinase kinase activity. The record is from RefSeq and is a predicted model, not a curated record. The transcript is spliced from 10 exons.